Amblyraja radiata (thorny skate) is the source of this 2646-nucleotide messenger RNA. Its product is annotated as protocadherin gamma-C5-like. The record is from RefSeq and is a predicted model, not a curated record. Gene Ontology annotation, cellular component: plasma membrane. Gene Ontology annotation, biological process: homophilic cell-cell adhesion. Gene Ontology annotation, molecular function: calcium ion binding. NCBI's taxonomy places the organism in Eukaryota, Metazoa, Chordata, Chondrichthyes, Rajiformes, Rajidae.
GACUCGGUGUCUUAUUUAUUUUGCGCGACCUUUUUUUGAAGGACAGAGGACACGACUGUCAUUUCUGCUGGACGAGGUGUUGAUAGACAUAUUGGCUGUUGUGUGGCGCAAAAGUGUGACGAAAUAAAUUCGUCCUUCUCGGAAUUAAAUCGGACCCGCAACAAUGGCGAACGUGCACGGCAAGAACGCCCUGCUGUCUUUCGCUGUAAUUGUCAGUGCAUUAGACGUGGUUUUCGGACAGAUUCGCUACACGGUUCCCGAAGAGCUGGAACGAGGAGCAGUGAUCGGUAACAUCGCUGAAGAUUUGGGUUUGAACGUUGGAGAAUUGCUGACUCGCAGAGGCCGGCUUGUCUCCGGCGAUAUUAAGCCAUACGCGGAGUUAAAUUUAGAGAAUGGGGUUUUGUUUGUCAACGAGAGGAUGGAUAGAGAGAAGCUUUGUGGACCAAUCCCAACCUGUAUUCUUUCGUUUCAAAUUGUGAUUGAGAAUUCGCCAGAAAUAUUCCACGGUGAAGUGGAGAUUGUCGAUAUAAACGAUAAUUCGCCCAGUUUCCCGGAGGGCGCUAUUCGCUUGCAGAUGGCUGAAUCCAUUGCAGCAGGCUCUCGCUUUCCGCUAGAGAGCGCACUCGAUCCGGACGUGGGGGUAAAUGCAGUCACCACUUACUCGAUAAGCCGUACUGAACACUUUACCCUGAAAACGGAGACCACGGAAGAGGGCAUUACAAUUGCGGAGUUAUUAUUGGAGAAACCCUUGGAUCGUGAGAGACAGUCAUCUUUUCAGCUGGUGCUUACCGCCGUCGACGGAGGAAGCCCUCGGAGGUCCGGGACAGCUCGGGUUGUCAUUACUGUGUUGGACAGCAACGAUCACGCACCGAUUUUCGAUCGGAAGCUGUACAAAGCCAGCCUGAUGGAAAACUCACCCAGUGGCACCGCUGUGGUCACUGUGCACGCCUCGGAUGCAGAUGAAGGUCUGAACGCAGAGGUAACAUAUUCUUUCAGCAGCCUCGCUUCACUGAAAGUGCAAGAAUUGUUCAAUUUGGAUCGGUGGACAGGAGAGAUUAGAGUUAAAGGAAAGCUCGACUUCGAAGGAGCAAGCAGCUACACGCUGGGCGUUGAAGCUGUGGACAAAGGUUCGCCAGCUAUUGCAGGGCACUGCAAAGUCCAGAUCAAGGUAACUGACGUAAAUGAUAACGCGCCGGAAAUAGAAGUGAACUUAGUGACACGCAAGGUUCCCGAGAAUGCGGUGAGCGGGACACUGAUCGCACUGAUCAAUGUCAUCGAUCGCGAUUCUGGACGGAAUGGAGGCGUGCACUUUCAGAUUCCGGUGAAAAUUCCCUUUAAGUUGCAGACAUCUCCCGGUAAUCAUUAUAAACUAAUUACCAAUGACUCGUUAGACCGUGAAACUUGUGCAGUAUACAAUAUUCCUCUGUUAGCCUGGGAUUCGGGGUCUCCGCCGAGAUCAGGAAAUAAAACUAUCCAGGUGUGGGUUUCCGAUAUAAAUGAUAACAUCCCCAAGUUUGCCAAACCCACCUACACCGUUUACGUGAUGGAGAACAACGCUCCUGGUGCUUCUAUUUUCGCAGUAACUGCUUCAGAUCCUGAUUUGGACCAGAACUCAUAUGUUUAUGCUAUUAUAGAGAGCCUUGUCGAAGACUGGCCGGUGUCAAGCUAUUUCAACGUUAAUCCCAUAAAUGGUACUAUUUACGCGCUGCGCUCUUUUGACUACGAGAAUAUAAAAAACUUCCAGAUCCGCGUACAAGCCCGUGACGCCGGGGUGCCCCCCUUAAGCAGCAGCGCCACUAUGAAUGUGAUCAUCCUGGAUCAAAAUGACAACCUGCCGGUAAUUGUUUCACCUUCAGAACAGAGUGGAUCAACAACAGUGGAGAUCGUGCCUCAGUCAGCGGGCCAAGGGUACUUGGUCACCAAGAUAAUGGCAACUGAUGCAGAUUCUGGUCAGAAUGCGCGGCUCUCCUUCCAAAUGCAGAAAUCCACUGAUCCCAGUUUAUUAAAUGUUGGGCAAAACUCGGGUGAAAUUAGAACAACUCGGAAUAUUUUGGAGUCCGAUAAAGCCACACAGGCUCUCGUCAUCUUGGUUAAGGACAAUGGGCAACCCAGCCUCUCCAGCACGGUUACAAUGCUCCUUAACAUUAUGGACAACAUUACUGAAAGAACCACUGAAAGCAGUAAUUUUGUAACGCAUCCCGAAUAUUUUUCUGAUCUUAAUCUAUAUUUAAUCGUCAUUUUCGGUUGCACUUCCGUCCUGUUUCUUGUGACCGUCAUUCUGUUGAUUGGCAUCAAGUGUAACCAAGAGAGAAAUGCCACCCAUGAUUACAAUCCUCCCAGUUGUUGCUGCAGCCUCGAAGUUUCGAACGACAACUUUCGUCCAACACCUCAAGUGAAGGAAUACUUCGAUGAUACCAGGGCAAGCGCGAUGGUCUGCAUGCCAGACACUCAACACUAUUCUGUUUGCUUGACUCCAGAAUCAGCGAAGAGUGAUUUCCUUUUUUUGAAGCCUUUCCCAACGCCGAUAUCUCAGCUCCAGUGUUAAUCUGUAAAGGCCCGGUGACAUCAAAUCUUGGAUUUCUUUUUUUAAAUCCAGGUAAUUGAAUCGGUGACAAUUAAGUUCUAAAAACUGAUGGUAACAAAACC